AUGACUUCUCCCAAGUCUCUGACAACACUGCUUUCAACCGUCCAUGAUAUCCUGUCUAAGCCAUCACCAGAGAAUGCAACACACCCAUUUUCACUCAAAUCGGAAGAGGCGAUCGCGACGCUUGGUUCUGUAAUUGACACGACAGGUCAACUGGCCACAUCACUCAACUCUUAUACGAUGGUGAACUGGACGAACACAAAACUCGUAUCACUCUUGCGUCAACAAACGUCUAUAACAGAAACGAUCCAUGGAUCGAAAGAGAGCACUCGCCAGGUUAUAAAAGAACUUCGAAAACGCUCCGGGACCAACUCUAACUACGGAGAAGACAUUCCGAUUGAACCUCAGGCUGUUGUCGAUUGGUGCAUAAGUAAACUCCAAGCUUGGGCAACAUCUGUCGGUUUAGAAGCAUAUCGCGAAGAUGAGAAUAAAGCAGGCGUAUUAUUGGCCGGUCUGGUAUUUGCCAUGGACGUGGAGUUUGUCGUAAGCCGGGAAAAUCCUUUGCGACCUCGAAUCGAUGUGGCCAGCGUGACAACGGCAUACAGUGGCUCUACAGACACAACACCGUCACUCGACUCAUUCAUGGCCAGAACGAUUCAAAACUUUUGCGACGAACUGAACAAAGCCGAGCAAGCGCGCGACCCUCGACGUGUCGCAAAACUCGGCUCUUGUGUUAUUGACCAACUGCGCUACUUGAAAUUACUCGAUCCACUCGCUAAAGCUGAGAGCCCACCAGAAGACAAACCCGGCGAAAACUUCGGUGUCAGAUGGUUCACAGACACAGACAAGCUAUACUUGGUGCUCCAAAAUUUAUGCCAGAACGAAGCGCGAGCCGUCGCCUCGUCGGUUUCUCUUGAUCGCGCACCAUUGGAUAUCUAUCUGGUGCGGUGCCAUGCCAUCGCACUCCCAUAUCUCAUUUCGCCCUCCAUAACUUUCCUCGUCCACGUCUCCCCAACCGCCUAUUUGGCCAUGAAAAACUCUUCAAGCGAAUCUGGGUCAGAGCUCGAUAUUUCUCUGGAAAAUCUUCGUUCUUACCUCUCGCUGCCGCGAAAAGGCAUUUGCCUUGCCACAUUGUUGCUCUCGUCCAUAUCGGUUCCGCAACUUUUCCCUCAAUCGCUUUCGAUGCCAAGCUUACUCUCUCGUCCAACAUUUCCACUCGUGCCAGAAGGCUCUGAAAUAGAGCAUAGUUUUCCUGAAGCUGUACUGACUGCGGGUCCCCAACAUAUGUGGACACUGGAUUUCACACAGGGCGGUCAAGUGCCUGGCGUCAUACUCAGUCAAUCUCGGUUGCACGAAAUCGAACUCAUCAUACACCCCCUUGGUGGAAUAGAUACCCCUUUGACUCUUAAUGUGAUGUCUUUUGGGACCGGUAGCUGGGUCGCGGCCUUGCUUAAUCCACUGAAUCCAGUUUCGUCAGAACGAUAUACUGCGCUCUACCGUUCUCCAUCUAACCUGCAUCCGCCCUUACAACUUCGUCUCACCCUCCCCGAAGAACCUGGCUUCCUUCUAGAGAAGGUGCCUGUCCACAGCUUGAAGGAAGUUUGGGCUGUCCUUGAAGUUGUCAGAGAGCAAUGCUGGCUGAACGAAAUCCUGCUUGGUUGUCAUUGGUCGACAGAGGGGAUCGCAAAUGACGAUGACGAUGUUCCAGUCGAUGAAAGCGAUGCAACUGAGGAGCAGCUCUUAUCUGUUCUGAAUGGCACGCUGACCCCGCAAAAAAUACCUGUGAACGUAUCUUUGCCUCAGCGCACUGACCCAGUUUUUGACCCCAGCCUGGACUCGAUAACAAUGCCGUCCGUGGACCGACGAACGAAAAUACUCAUGACCAGUCCUGAACGACCACCGAUUUCCGGUGUGGUGGAAAUUACAGUCGCAUACGAUGAGACAAGGCCUCGAGCAGUCAGCGUCGAACUGAGUGGAGCCAUAGGAUGCGACAUUAAAUCAGAGACGCUUGAAGAGAUAGUGCGAAGAGGAGGGGCCUUGGGUUUGUCGGGCCGAAUAUGGGCGAACUCGGCAAAGACAUGA
This is a messenger RNA of Mycena indigotica, 2019 nucleotides long. RefSeq lists its product as uncharacterized. Bases 1 to 2019 code for a protein of 672 amino acids. The transcript has 6 exons. The record is from RefSeq and is a predicted model, not a curated record. NCBI's taxonomy places the organism in Eukaryota, Fungi, Basidiomycota, Agaricomycetes, Agaricales, Mycenaceae.